AUGGCGCGCAUCGUGCAGGACUCAGACGACGAGCUGGAAGAUGACCUCGAGGCCGACCUGCCACCCCCAAAACGACCUGACGCGUCCGAUGCAAUCAAGGGACCAAGCGAGCAAGCACGGCCUGCUCACGCACAGCUUCAGCCCAGCCAAGAUGAACCUCAGUCCUCGGUCUCCUUGCCUGAACUUCCAAACAAAACAAGGAAAACUGACACCCACCCGAGCCCUGCCCAAUUCCGGCUCAGUCUUUCACCCAAAAAGAAGAGCCCUCUUAUCUAUAGCAAGGACACGCACCCCCCUGGAGCAACCUGGACCUUGGAAGGCACCAUGCGUGAUGACUAUGCCCGCCACGAACCAGGCAUGUUUGCUGAGCCCUCCAGUACCAUCCCCAACGCCACCAUGACCCAACAACGUGUCUUGGACGUUGUCAAUGCUCCAGUCAUGCUGGGGCAAGAGCCCGAGACAGGAGGCCCUUACUAUCUGCCUCCGCCUGAAGCGUCAGUGCCCUGGUCAGAUCUAAUGAGGUUCACGCCUGCAGAAGCAACUGAGCAGACGGAAUCAUCGGGUCGUGAGCCACCCCCUGACAUGCCAUUCACUGCGCCUCUUGCAACUCCCCAGAAAGACCCAGGGCUUUCCUCAUCGCAAGGGGGCAGGCGUACAUCCUCUCUUCAUCCAAAGGAAAGUCGAUUGACGAACAAGCCUUCUCCCGUCGAGAUCUACCACGGCGAACGUGAACCGGUGCCCCCUAGGGCAGGUCUCCAGCCAAUCACCGAGAUACCAAUAGCUGCACGGCCCGAAUCUCAAAGCAGCGAACAAGUGGGGGCGAAGAUAACGUCUCGUCACCAAAACAGCCAAUUGCCAUCUAGUUCUGAUGACGAACUCAUUGUGGUUGGGCUGCCAGAGGAACGGUACAAGCCACGGCCUAGUCGUUCAAGAUCGCUCAAGAUCGACAUGGAGCAGUCAAUCGACUACUCUGUUCGACCUGAGAAAGCUAAGAGGAUCAGCAAACGUCGGAGAGCGACAGCCGACAUGGGCCCCGCAAAUACGUUUACGACACCGGAAAAAGUUCGACAGAUCUGCGAUAUGGGCUUCACGCCUGCAACUACUGCGGGGGCUUUGAAAAGGAAUUGCGGUGACGUCAUUCAGACCAUCGAUUGGCUAGUCGCUAACAAUGUCGGCCAUGACGAGCUGGCGCCGCAAAGUCCGCCAACAACGAAGCCUAAACCCAGAAAAGCAGACGAGCCUCACGCAAUGCAUGUGGAGACUGUACAGGACAUAAUGCGCAAUCUGAAUGAGUACCGCCGAGACGACGGCGAGACGGGCCAAGGUGCUCCGCCAGCAAUGCCGGAUACGGACAAUGCUACAAUGCAGGAUGGAUUUGCAAACAUUGCCGCAACAACCUCAAAUGCAGAAACAACUCCAAACACGAGUCCUGUAAAAGUACAGGUGGUGAUCCCUAAGAAAUCACCUAACGCUUCCACGACACAAGCAGAAGAAGAUAUACACAUGCUUAGCAACAAAGCAAAACGCAGGAAAACUACGUUGGAUACCUCUGAAGCAGAAGCAGUUACAACACCAGUCAAUGUUACCGAGGUGGUCACCGAGAAGAAGAAGGGUCGAGGUCGCCCAAAGAAAACUGCCAGUCCUGCCCCGACUGUCAAACACGUCAAAAUCUCCGAACAGGAUACCAAAGAAGAGAAGCCCAGUGGAUGCUUGCAAAGCGUCGAGCCGAACUCGGCCACAGACCGUAUAGAUGGCAACUCUGGAACCUCGGCUAAGAAAGCAGAAUCUCUCGAACCGAUGGACUCUGAGAGUGCAGCCCACUUCAAACCUCUGGCGAAGCCUUGUGCAACGGCAGGAUCAGAUACCCCAGAAAGAUCGACAAAACCCGCAACCGCUUCGCCGAUGAACAAAAACAAAGUGCAGUACCGUGUGGGACUAAGCAAACGAGCGAGGAUUGCUCCGUUGCUACGCACCUUGAAGAAAUGACGGGGCCAAGCAGGUGUUCCGCACUGGGAGCAGCAUGCAAUUCACGAUAGUACCAUGUAACGAAAACCAAAU
Molecule: messenger RNA, 2058 nt
Organism: Exserohilum turcica Et28A
Lineage: Eukaryota; Fungi; Ascomycota; Dothideomycetes; Pleosporales; Pleosporaceae
Exons: 2
Coding region: 1-1986 (661 amino acids)
Biological process (GO): regulation of DNA-templated transcription
Molecular function (GO): protein binding
Source: RefSeq, a predicted model, not a curated record